UCAAUAUUCUAAGACCUUUCUAAGAGCACAAAAGCAAUACUUCAUACAGUAUUUACAAACUUAAAUUUUUAAAUAACUAUGAAGUAUGAUUGUAAUAGUCAAUAUUAUGAAUAAUUUACAAUUAUAUUCAAUUGUAAUAAUUUUUCUGGGAUAUAGUUGUACAUUGUACAACGAUUUAAUCAAUAUCAAAUAAUUGGGUAGCCGGGUUGACUAGGACUAAUAUUACUAUAAAGUUUAAACUAACAUUUUAAGUUUUUACUAGAAAAUGACUUCUUCAAAGGAAACAAUCAUCAAAAUAAAUGAUGGAAGUAAUUAUCGAGAGUCCGAUAACUCUAUAAAUAUUCUAUGUAUAGAUAUAUCCAAGUAUAGCUUUUUAGUACAAUUUACCUUGUGCUGUUUUUUCGUAUUUACAUUUUAUCUUGCUUAUGGAUACUUUCUUGAAUUAAUAUUUUCUAACCCAGAGGUAAAACCAGUGAGUCUAUAUAUAACGUUUGUUCAAUUUUUAAUAACCAUGUCAUUAAGUUAUGUGGAAUCUUUAAUAAGAAAUCCAAUCAAACGAAAGGUGCCUGUGAGAACAUAUGCGAUACUAGCUGCUCUUACAUUGGGAACUAUGUCACUUUCAAACUUGGCACUCAGUUACUUGAACUACCCAACACAAUUAAUAUUCAAAAGUUGUAAACUAAUCCCGGUCAUGAUUGGCAGUAUUAUUAUAUUGGGGAAGAGAUAUUGCUUUCUAGAUUAUAUUGCUGCUGUCCUAAUGUGCAUUGGGUUGACUAUGUUUACACUUGCUGACUCAAAAACAUCACCAAACUUUGACUUCAUUGGAGUUGUAGUAAUAUCUAUGGCACUGUUAUGUGAUGCAAUAAUUGGAAAUGUUCAAGAGAAAGCCAUGAAACAAUUCAAUGCUACAAAUAAUGAAGUUGUCUUCUACUCAUAUGCAAUAGCCAGUAUAUAUCUGCUGUUUAUAACAGGGUUCAGUGGAAUUUUGACAGAUGGGUAUAAUUAUUGCUUAAUGGAAUCGGUGACAAUAUAUUCAAACAUAUUCUUCCUGAGUGUUUGUGGCUACAUGGGUCUGCAGGCUGUGUUGACUCUAGUAAGGAUAUGUGGCGCCACGGUGGCUGUCACAGUCACAACCAUGAGAAAGGCACUGUCAAUCAUUAUCUCAUUUUUACUGUUUAGCAAGCCUUUCGUAUUUCAGUAUGCAUGGUCAGGUUUGCUGGUAGUUUUAGCCAUAUAUCUAAAUCAUUACAGCAAGAAGCAUCCACACUAUAUCCCUAAGCCUUUAGAAAAGAUAUGGCAUUACCUGCAUUCAUAUUACCAAUCUGAAUAUAAAUAUCUUAAAAUAAGAAGUAAAAUGUACACAGACACAGUGUAGUCACGACAUAUAUUUAGAGUAAUUAAGUUUUACCAGUGUGUAAAGAUUUUAAAUUGUUUUUAAAAUAUAUGAUUAAAUUUACAUGACAUUAAUCUGUAUAUAUAUUUAGAAUUGACCAGUGUGUUUUACUAUUUAAAAUGAAUCAUAAAUAUUAUUUCUUUAUGAUUAAUUUUAAAUGUUCAAUUUUUAAAUAAAACUAUGUUAUAUAUUAGUGACAUUUAUUUGAUUGUAUGUACAUAAUCUUAUACUUAGAAUAAGUAUUACCAGUGUGUAUUAUUUAUGAUAUAUUUGUAUUAUUAAUGAUAAAUUUUAAAUGUUGAGUUUUUAAAUAAAACUAUGUUAUAUAUCAA
Molecule: messenger RNA, 1725 nt
Organism: Leptidea sinapis
Lineage: Eukaryota; Metazoa; Arthropoda; Insecta; Lepidoptera; Pieridae
Gene: Papst2
Product: adenosine 3'-phospho 5'-phosphosulfate transporter 2
Exons: 5
Coding region: 266-1375 (369 amino acids)
Biological process (GO): transmembrane transport
Cellular component (GO): Golgi membrane; endoplasmic reticulum membrane
Molecular function (GO): 3'-phosphoadenosine 5'-phosphosulfate transmembrane transporter activity
Source: RefSeq, a predicted model, not a curated record